AUGGUUCGGGUUAUUGUUAGUAUUAGGGUUAGCGUUAGCGUUAUGGUUAUGGUUAGCGUUAGCGUUGGCGUUAGCGUUUCGUUAGGGUUAGGCCAACAACCUGUUCAGACUGUCCGCAGUUGUCUGUCUCGACAUUUUGACCAUUUCCGGUCGAGAUCACCCUCAACCGUCGAGGACCGCGAAGGCGGCACACAGACCGAGAGGGUGCAUAUUUUGAGCCCCACACGUAUCGAUCGUCACCGUUCAGCCGCUCCGAUGAGCUCGGUGUUGGUCAGCAUUCAGUGGCUAUUUUGCCAGCCGGCCACAACACAGCUUUCUGACCGUCUCCGACUAAGGCUGAACCAUGUUUCCGAGUGCCGCGAAGAC
This is a messenger RNA of Protopolystoma xenopodis, 366 nucleotides long. The record is from the annotation of a GenBank genome assembly. Lineage: Eukaryota; Metazoa; Platyhelminthes; Monogenea; Polystomatidea; Polystomatidae.